CUGGACAAUGUUCUAGUUAGAAAUAAUAUGGCGUCCGUAAACAUAAGGUAUAUAUGCAUAGUGUAAAUUGUGUCAUUUUGUUGUAACGUGGGUGAAAGUGAUUAUCAAAAAGUAAAUAGAAGAUGACUUUUUGCUGUGUUCCUCAUUGUCGAAAUAAAAGCGAAGAUGGUUAUUCAAUGAGGCAUUUCCCAAAAAAUGCGACACGGCGAGCAUUAUGGGCCAAAACAAUUAAUCGAAAAAAUUGGGAACCCAAUGAUUAUUCAUGCAUUUGUGAUGCAGGAAUGGUGUCCCUCGCCUACGUUCACGGAGCUACGUUAUGUAUUAUUUUCGGUUGUCAGCGGUUGUCAGUGCCACACAUAACGUAGCUCCGUGAACGUAGGCGAGGGAAACCAUUCCUGCCUAUCAGUGUACAGGUCCACUUUUCAAUAGAAAUGUAGGAAAAACCCCGUGUAGACGGCAAAAAAAUUGAAGGUUAACGCUGUGCCAACAAUGUUUCUCCUACCAACAAACGCAGAAAACCAGGAUUCUUGUGAAGUUAUUACUUGUCCAGUUGCGUCCAUGGAAACUUCUGAAAUAUCUACGGACAAGACUUUGGAUUGUUCAAUUAAAAACACUGACAAUUCUGUACAAAUUGAUGAAAUUGAUGAAAUAUUGCUAGAUAUUACUUCGGACUCUUCAAUUAAGAACAAUAAGAACAAUAGUAACACUGACACUUCUUUAGCAAUUGAAACAUUAAAACGGCAAUUGAGAGAAGCUGAAAAUAAACUGGAUAUUGCAAACAAAUUAAUUUGUAAAUCAGACAAAAUAAGAAGAAUUUAAUUACUCGUAACAGAAAGUUAGAGCAUUACAAAACAUGUCGAAAAAAAUAUAUCAAAAUCAAGAAAUA
Ooceraea biroi (clonal raider ant) is the source of this 886-nucleotide messenger RNA. RefSeq lists its product as uncharacterized. NCBI's taxonomy places the organism in Eukaryota, Metazoa, Arthropoda, Insecta, Hymenoptera, Formicidae. The record is from RefSeq and is a predicted model, not a curated record.